This is a messenger RNA of Cydia pomonella (codling moth), 432 nucleotides long. RefSeq lists its product as uncharacterized. Bases 1 to 432 code for a protein of 143 amino acids. Lineage: Eukaryota; Metazoa; Arthropoda; Insecta; Lepidoptera; Tortricidae. The transcript has a single exon. The record is from RefSeq and is a predicted model, not a curated record.
AUGUACGGGUGUGAAGCUUGGACUCUGACUCAGAAAGAAGAGAGCAAGCUCUUAGUUGCGGAGAGGAAAUUCUGGCGGAAGAUUCUGGGACCUAUCAGAGAUGAAGAUGGAACUUGGAGGCGUAGGAAGAAUAGGGAGCUAGAGGAGCUGGUUGCAAUGCCCAAUUUAAUUGGCGAGAUCAAAGCCACACGACUCCGCUGGCUCGGUCACCUAGAGAGGAUGGGAGAGGAUCGUGCUGUGAGAAGAGCGUAUGUGGGGCACCCGGAUGGAAAACGUCCGUCUGGGCGUCUCAGAUAUCGCUGGAGUGACGAAGUCCUAAAAGACCUGUUCGCCCUCGGAAUACCCAACUGGCGCAAAGUGGCGCAGGAUAGGGCAGAGUGGCGCUCUCUUGUGUCAGAGGCCAAGAUCCUAUUUGGGUCACUGAGCCAGUAA